Molecule: messenger RNA, 2499 nt
Organism: Chiloscyllium plagiosum (whitespotted bambooshark)
Lineage: Eukaryota; Metazoa; Chordata; Chondrichthyes; Orectolobiformes; Hemiscylliidae
Gene: smarce1
Product: SWI/SNF related BAF chromatin remodeling complex subunit E1
Biological process (GO): negative regulation of DNA-templated transcription
Cellular component (GO): SWI/SNF complex
Molecular function (GO): nucleosomal DNA binding; nuclear receptor binding
Source: RefSeq, a predicted model, not a curated record
GUCCAUUCCCCCGGAAUCGGUGACAGCGGACAGAGUGCAGCCUGCGGCUCCAGCUGGACACAGGACUCCCGCCCCCGGGAUAGGCCCGAGACUCCCCGCGCUCUCCAUUGUAAGAGGCUGGUGGCAUCAUCAUGUCAAAAAGACCAUCUUAUGCACCACCCCCUGCUCCUGCUCCCACCACUCAAAUGCCCAGCACCCCAGGGUUUGUGGGAUACAAUCCAUACAGUCAUCUGGCCUACAACAACUACAGGCUGGGAGGGAACCCAGGCACCAACAGCCGGGUCACGGAUUCUUGUGGCCCUACGGCCCCAUUCCACAAUGGAACUCCACGUGCUUCCAGUAUAAUCGGCAGGGAGAAGACAUCCUCAGGCAUCACUAUUCCAAAGCCCCCAAAGCCUCCAGACAAGCCUCUGAUGCCCUAUAUGCGCUACAGCAGAAAGGUAUGGGACCAGGUUAAGGCCUCCAAUCCUGAUCUGAAGCUGUGGGAAAUAGGGAAAAUCAUCGGUGGAAUGUGGCGGGAUCUCACAGAUGAGGAAAAGCAGGAAUAUCUGAAUGACUAUGAAGCAGAAAAGGUUGAAUAUAAUGAAGCCAUGAAAGCAUAUCACAAUUCUCCUGCCUAUCUCGCUUACAUUAAUGCAAAAAGUCGAGCUGAGGCAGCACUUGAGGAAGAGAGUCGCCAACGGCAAUCACGGAUGGAGAAAGGAGAACCUUACAUGAGUAUACAGCCAGCUGAGGAUCCUGAUGAUUACGAUGAUGGCUUUUCAAUGAAGCACAUCUCUGCAGCGCGUUUCCAGAGAAACCACCGUUUGAUUAGUGAGAUUCUGAGUGAGAGUGUAGUCCCAGAUGUCCGAUCUGUGGUGACAACAGCACGAAUGCAGGUUUUAAAAAGACAGGUGCAGUCACUGAUGGUUCAUCAGCGGAAGUUGGAAGCUGAGCUCCUUCAGAUCGAGGAACGCCACCAAGACAAGAAACGGAAAUUCCUGGAAACUACAGAGUUAUUUAAUAAUGAACUAAAGCGGUUGUGCAAUUUGAAGGUGGAGGUUGACAUGGAAAAAAUUGCAGCUGAAAUUGCUCAGGCUGAAGAGCAAGCCCGCAAACGUCAGGAAGAAAGGGAAAAGGAGGCUGACCAUGUCGAACCACCCCAGAGUAAUAUACCUGAGGAACCUCCUAGCAGCAUUGAGGCUGACGAAUCCAAAGUGGAGGAGACCCCCAUGGACACAGAUGAGCCACGUAAUGAUGAAACACCAGAAACCCAACAGAGUAGUGAGGAGAGCACAGCAACUCCAGAAGACAAAGAAGGAUGUCAAGACAUGACAGACAGCAGCGUGGAGCAAGGAGCGAGUGAGAGCACCUCUGGUACAGAGAGUAAUAGUGCCAUGGCAGAGGAAACCAUGCCAGAGCCUACACCUGAGAGUGAAGACAAGAAAGAAUGAAUUCAACAAAUACAAAAACUUUCCAUUCCAGUUAGUUGUACUACUUGAUUAGUAUCGUACUUGUUUUUUAUUCUACCUGUUUAUAUAAGUUAGAAGGAUUUUCUUUUUACACAUUUGUAGAGGUGCCAGCGUAAUGGACUCUUUUAGCCCAACCUACAGCCCCAUGGCCAGUUUGAGAUUCACUGCUACGAAGUUGAAAUUAUGAAGGGGUGGAAGUAAAGGUACAGAAAUUUAAAAGUGCUGUAUGCUGUACUUAAUCCAGCCUGCUCUUGGUCCCUCUUAAGGGAUAUUUAUUUUUAUUCAUUAAAUAAAUAUGACUUAAUGCCUGAGUUGCAAGGUCAAAGUGCAGCGGUCCAUUUCAAUAUAUGUACAUCUUUAUCUCUCACUUUCUGUAUAUUUAAUUUCCAUGGAUUUAGAUUGAUGUAUUGAAGAACUGUGAACGUGCUUUCUGAAAACUGAAAAAGUUAGUGUUUCUGGUGAAGCUGGCUCCUAAACCCACUCUUUACAAAUGCUUUGUGAACCAUAGAAAAGUUUCCCACAAUCACUGGUGUUUUGUCACCUUGAAUUUAGUUGGUGUCUAUCUUCCUGGAAUUGCUUCUGUGGCAAUUGAGAAGACUCGUUGUCCCAGAGAUUACUGUAAGUUCACUUGUUGCAUUUAUUUCAUUAUUACCCAUUUUUAUUACAGUUUCUAAAUUGAAAAAAGUCAUCAUACAAUGCCCUAUAAUAAAGUAGUCACAGAGGUGAUCGAACUGCAGAAUCCCAUCUCCCUGGUAAAUCGACAAAAGAAUUUAACAAGACCACAAAUAUCUAGUCAAAUCCACAGUGCUGGCAAGCCCUAGUUUGGUGCUAAGUGUUUUGUGAAGAGGAUCAUUCAUUUAGUGAUCAGAUGAAUUGAAUUGUAGUUGAGAUUGUGUUGUGCUUCAGGAAGGUGGGAUGUGCCAGCAAGGAUAACAUCACAUGUGGCGUCCCAGUGUGAUUGGCACCACUGUUUGUGUCUUCUGUAGUAUGCUGAGUUUCCUAUUUUUAAAAGAUUUCCCUGCCACAAUAAAGGAAAAAGUUAAUCUAA